Molecule: messenger RNA, 1050 nt
Organism: Pelmatolapia mariae (spotted tilapia)
Lineage: Eukaryota; Metazoa; Chordata; Actinopteri; Cichliformes; Cichlidae
Gene: ywhag1
Product: 3-monooxygenase/tryptophan 5-monooxygenase activation protein, gamma polypeptide 1
Exons: 2
Coding region: 178-921 (247 amino acids)
Biological process (GO): signal transduction; intracellular protein localization
Cellular component (GO): cytoplasm
Molecular function (GO): protein kinase C binding
Source: RefSeq, a predicted model, not a curated record
UCGGAGGGGGAGGGGUGUCCCGUCGGCAGGCACACAGACAGCAGGCAGCAGCUGCAGCGACAGGACCCCGCGCUGUUAUUCUGCACUGAAAACAUUCACAUUACGAUUUUAGCUCCGAAAAACACACACACGCACACGCAGGUUUAGAAACACUCACACGCACGACCUCUUUCUAAAAUGGUAGACCGCGAGCAACUGGUGCAGAAAGCCAGGCUGGCCGAGCAGGCAGAGAGGUAUGAUGAUAUGGCAGCUUGCAUGAAAUCGGUCACAGAGCUGAAUGAAGCACUAUCCAACGAGGAGCGGAACCUCCUCUCUGUGGCCUAUAAGAAUGUGGUUGGGGCAAGGCGUUCAUCCUGGCGCGUCAUCUCCAGCAUUGAGCAGAAGACAUCAGCUGACGGCAAUGAGAAGAAGAUUGAGAUGGUGCGGGCCUACCGGGAAAAGAUCGAGAAGGAGCUGGAGUCCGUCUGCCAGGAUGUGCUCAACCUCCUCGACAACUACCUGAUCAAGAACUGCAACGAGACGCAGCACGAGAGCAAAGUGUUCUACCUGAAGAUGAAGGGCGACUACUACCGCUACUUGGCUGAGGUUGCAACGGGGGAGAAGAGAGCCUCGGUGGUGGAGUCCUCUGAGAAGUCCUACAGCGAGGCCCACGAGAUCAGCAAGGAGCACAUGCAGCCAACCCACCCCAUCCGCCUGGGCCUGGCUCUUAACUACUCUGUCUUCUACUAUGAGAUCCAGAACGCGCCAGAGCAGGCGUGCCACCUGGCCAAGACCGCUUUCGAUGACGCCAUUGCCGAGCUGGAUACCCUCAACGAGGACUCCUACAAAGACUCCACUCUCAUCAUGCAGCUGCUACGAGACAACUUGACGCUCUGGACGAGCGACCAGCAGGACGACGAGGGAGGAGAGGGCAACAACUAAGGAGUCCAGAACCCCAUUCUGCCAAAACAACACAAACACACGCGCUCACAAAUGAUGACAAAAAUAAUAAUAAUAAUAGUUAAAAUGUUCUUAGAAAUGUAAAACAAAAAAAAGAGGGAGGGUGGGUUG